Electrophorus electricus (electric eel) is the source of this 2549-nucleotide messenger RNA. It is a transcript of the gene ppp1r3cb, whose product is annotated as protein phosphatase 1, regulatory subunit 3Cb. Gene Ontology annotation, biological process: regulation of glycogen biosynthetic process. Lineage: Eukaryota; Metazoa; Chordata; Actinopteri; Gymnotiformes; Gymnotidae. Gene Ontology annotation, cellular component: protein phosphatase type 1 complex. The record is from RefSeq and is a predicted model, not a curated record. Gene Ontology annotation, molecular function: protein phosphatase 1 binding; glycogen binding.
UGCAGACUGUCGAAGAAGCGGCUGAACCAUCACCUGGUGACAGAGUGGGUUUUAGGCAUUCUUCAACUAAAUAGCACCUUUAUUUGAUCCUGCUGUUGUUGUUGUGUUCUGCACAGUUGAAAGAAAAUCAGAAAAAACCUCUGAUCUGCAAAACCCCUUUUCAGGAGGACAUGUUUUGCACAUCCUGAACCCCAGGCUGAUGCCAUCUCUGAUAAUGCCUGUGGAUGUGGCCGUGAGGAUCUGCUUGGCACACUCCCCGCCCCUUCGCAGCUUCCUGGGUCCGUAUGAGGACUAUAACUCCAGAAACCUGAUUAACCAAUACAAACCCCUGAGGCCCUGCAUCAGCUCGAAGGCCAAGGUGGAGGCUGCAAGCCGAGGAUGGAAGACUUCAAAAAGCAAAGGCAAGAAGAGGGUGGUGUUUGCGGACUCCAAGGGCAUGUCCCUGACGGUGAUCCAUGUUUUCAAGGAGUUUGAAGAGGACCCACUUUCAGACUUGCAGUUCCAGUUGUCUGACUUGGAAGAUGCCAUUGUGGGCAUGAAGGUGAGGAAGCAGAAGCGUUUGGUUUUGGACUUCCCUCAGCCCGCGGCAGAUUACCUGGACUUCCGGAACCGUCUCAAGAAGAACCAAGUCUGUUUGGAGAACUGUGUGAUCCAGGACAGGUCUCUUACAGGCACAGUGAAGGUGAGCAACAUAAGUUUUGAGAAGUCGGUUCAUGUCCGGAUAACAUUCGAUUCAUGGAAAGGCUACAUGGAUGUUCCUUGUGCCUACAUGAAUAAUGUUUAUGGCUGCACGGAGACUGACACCUUCUCCUUUGCUGUUGAGCUUCCAAGUUCAGCAUCCCAAGAAAAUCAUGUGGAGUUCUGCAUAUCCUACAAAACACAUGACCAGAUGUAUUGGGAUAACAAUGACGGAAAGAACUACAGGGUGGUACAUGAUGGUGAGGGUGAGCACACUAGCCAUGGCACUCAGAAAACGGCAUCUGAAGUCAAGAGUCCUGCCAAAAAGUCAGACAUGGAGUUUGAUCAGUUUGGAAGCCCAAGGACAUCCAGUGGCUUCUUUCCAGAGUGGCAGAGCUGGGGGCAUAUUGAGAACAGCACCCCCUACUGGUGAAGCCAUGUGGUGCUGUGCACCUCCUGACAAAGGAAGUACUAUGGGUAACAUCAUGGGUAAGAACACUGAAAAUGGAGUUCCUAACUUUUCCAUCUUUGUGGUCAUGGAUAUAUAUUUAUAUAAGAAGACUGUGCUGAUAAAUAAAUGGAAAAUCAAAGAAAUAUUCCCAAAUUUUACACAGAAUCCAACAAAUCCUGAAUUGGCUGUAUGUUGUUCAAAAUGAAACUACCAAUUUGAUGACUGGUAUUUUGGUGCAUUGCUUUAAUCAGUUUGAGUUCAUUAAUCAUUUUAAUACAGUAAAAUCGCUGUUACUGUUGAUUUAGGUAGGUGCUCAAGGUGAGUUAAUGCUAAUGUAUAAUUUCUUUUUCCUAAUUUUGAUGUGCACUAAGGUAUCUUCUAGAUUUAAGAUGUUCUAAGCCAGUAGUUGUCAUGACGUAGGUUACCUUCCUUUGUGAUUCAUUGUCAGUCAAUUUCAUGGUAUGAUGACUUAAACACUUGAAAUAUUCAAAGGUAACUUACACCUGCUAAAAUAACACUCCCCUCCUGCCCCCUGAAUAUUUUCUGUAUUUUAAUGGUUAUUUUGUAAACCUGAUCAGUGUACAACAAUGAAAGAGAUUAACCCUCAAAACUACAAAAGCUUGCAGUUAACAAGGGGCAUCUCUGUCCAGAUUUUGCAGUGUGACUGUUUUUAAGGAGGUUUUGCCAUGAGUACGGAAGAGUUUGCACAGUGUAGGAUGCCUUUAAACCGAAGAAUGUGAAAGUGGAAUAACUUGGUACAACAUGAAAUUGCUUCAUAUUGAAGCUGGUAUAUCUUGUGGUACCACUCUCCAGCAAAAGCAAUAAUCAAAACCGAAUCAUUAAAUCCUAUGUAAGAUUCUGCAGGCCACAGCACGUCACUGUUCUGUUUCAUGCACGUUUUCAUACAUCUGUUUUGUUUUUAAGAUUCAUUGUACAUGCACUUUUUUUUUUUUUUUUUUUUUUGCCAUGCCUCUUGGGCGUUUGCUGCUGUGGUUUUGUUCAUGCUGGCGUUUCUCCCGUGUUUUGCACACCUGUGAUAUAAAGGCCUGCUGGCCACCCGGGAACUGGACAAGGAAGUUGAAUGUAACUUGAUGCGUGCUGGUAAGUGUGGUAAUCCAGGUUUAAAACCGUGGAUUUGGCAGGGUGUUGAAUGGGAUUAAUUGCGACCCUUGUCCUGCUUGUAUUCCUCCCCGUUCUCCUGUGAGGGGUAGGCUGUAGUCAGCCUUGGACAUGAAUGAUUUUAUUUGGAUGGAAGUGUUACCUGCUGUUUAUUUGAAAGGUGGCACAAGUAUGUUGAAUGUAUAGAGGCUGCACAAACUGUUGUAUGCCUGGUUGUUCCUACUGCGAGGAAGGGUGAUUGAAAAGAUUUAUUCACUGUAUUGUGUUCCUUUUAAAAAUAAAACCUAAUUUCUACUGUAAA